Messenger RNA from Vespula vulgaris, 2172 nucleotides. Its product is annotated as uridine-cytidine kinase-like 1. NCBI's taxonomy places the organism in Eukaryota, Metazoa, Arthropoda, Insecta, Hymenoptera, Vespidae. Gene Ontology annotation, molecular function: kinase activity; ATP binding. The transcript has 12 exons. Bases 185 to 1945 code for a protein of 586 amino acids. Gene Ontology annotation, cellular component: cytoplasm. The record is from RefSeq and is a predicted model, not a curated record.
UUGCGCUCGCGGAACGAUGACGAAUUCGCUUUUCCCAAGAUCGUCGGAGUAUAAUUAUAUCUAUAUCGUGCCCUCAAGCGACAUGUUUCAUCGACGACGACGACGACGACGAUGAGGAGGAGGACGACGACGACGACGGCGACGACGUGGCGCCGCGGUUUGAGACGACGCGCGACGAGGAAACAUGGCUGCGAAGGUAAAACAUUACGAUCCGUUCAGCUCGGCGAGUUCAGAGAGCGAGGAUGGAGAAAUUUCUUUGGACGAUCGCGAGUUUCUCGUCGAUGAAAUUUGCGACGAAGCGACACCCACGCCGCAAUCGCCGAGACCACCGUCCACUGGUUGCGAAAGAGUUUGCUUCAAAGAAAUAUGGAGUACUCGCAUAUGGCAACAAUCAGACGAUCAUUUAUUCCAAACAGAUAUCUUUGCUUUCUCGAAGAAGACAGCUUUUUCCGCCACAAGUUCGCAAAAAUCUCCACGUUCGAGAAGGCAACGUACCACCAGUAUGACGCAAUCUAGUAAAAAGACAUCCGCGGAAUCUAUCAUUAGAAGUAAGAGAGGAACCAUAUAUACGGCAGGUAGACCGCCUUGGUAUAAUUCCGCGGGACAGCAGGUAGAACCUUUUGUAAUUGGAAUUUGCGGAGGUAGUGCUUCGGGAAAAACUACAGUAGCUACAAAAAUAAUAGAGUCGUUGAGCGUACAAUGGGUGACUCUCCUCAGUAUGGAUUCGUUUUACAAAGUGUUGAAUGAAAAACAGCAUGAAAUGGCAGCACGCAACGAAUAUAAUUUUGAUCAUCCGGAUGCGUUUGAUAUAGAACUUCUCAAGACUACGUUACAACGAUUAAAAGAGGGAAGAAUGGUGGAAGUUCCUAUUUAUAAUUUUGUAACGCAUCGUAGAGAGAGUAGGACUAAAACAAUGUAUGGCGCCAAUGUCAUUAUAUUUGAGGGAAUAUUUACCUUUUAUAAUGUGGAUGUAUUGAAGAUGUGCGAUAUGAAGAUAUUCGUCGAUACCGAUGCCGACGUACGACUCGCACGAAGAUUACGUAGAGAUAUAUCGCAAAGAGGAAGAGAUCUGGAAGGGGUCUUGAAACAAUAUUGUACUAUGGUACAACCUGCCUUUUAUUAUUACAUAGCACCGCUCAUGGUCCACGCUGAUAUUAUCGUACCUCGCGGUGGGGAGAACGAAGUUGCUAUAGAACUUAUCGUGCAACACGUGCAUACGCAAUUACAAUUGAGAGGAUUUAAGCUUAGAGAACAAUUAGCCCAUUCUUACAUAGGUCAACCGUUGCCUACGUCCUUGUAUUUACUUCCUGAUACACCACAAAUUAAAGGUCUACAUACGUUUAUAAGAAACAAGGAUACCUAUAGAGACGAAUUUAUAUUUUAUUCGAAACGUUUGAUACGUCUGGUUAUAGAAUACGCAUUGUCUCUUUUACCGUUCGAGGAAGUUACGGUGGAGACACCACAAGGAAUACCUUACCAAGGAAAGCGGGGUGCCACGGACAAGAUCUGUGGCGUGUCUAUAUUACGGGCCGGAGAAACGAUGGAACAGGCGGUUCGAGACGUGUGUAAAGAUAUAAGAAUAGGAAAAAUUCUAAUACAAACGAAUCAACAGACUGGCGAACCCGAGCUUUAUUAUUUGCGUCUUCCGAAAGAUAUCAAGGAUUACAGAGUCAUAUUAAUGGAUGCUACGGUAGCAACCGGUGCUGCCGCCAUGAUGGCCAUUAGAAUUCUUCUCGAUCACGACGUAGCGGAAGAAAAUGUUUUACUAGUCUCCUUACUCAUGGCGGAAUCAGGUGUCCAUUCAAUCGCAUAUGCUUUCCCAAAAGUGAAAAUAGUUACUUCCGCUUUGGAUCCAGAGAUAAAUAAUAAAUUUUACGUACUACCAGGUAUCGGCAAUUUUGGUGACAGAUAUUUCGGUACCGAACCAUCUUCCAUAGACGAUUAACGAAUUUUAUGUUAUUACGAUUGAUUAUUUGUAGUCUUACUGGUUUCUUGCCUCUGCUAUUGCGAUAGCGCGUACAACCAUUUUUCUCGUACAACUUAUUAUUUAAGUUUUUAAUUUCUCCCCUGUUCGGAGAGUUGUACAGUUGCAAUGAUUUCUUAACACCAUCUCCUUGUUACGUGAUUUCUUUGUCGAAAAUAAGUUUGUAAUAAAUUCUAAUUACAUUGGUA